AUGGCUGCCCCAGUUUGGACCAUGGCAGGGACAACUCCUGGCCAGCUGGCAGGGCACCAGCCAUGGAACCUGCAGUCACCCACCGCGCCAUGGGGGACCACCACUCUCAGCAUUGACAACGCUUUCAUGCCAACAGGAACUACAAUUGCACAAUUCUAUGCAUCAAACCCGCUGAACAAAGCCCUGACGAGAGCAGCCGUGAGGACUGUUAUUGAGAGGCAAGUGUCCAGCGGGAGGAACCCUGAGGUAGCCAGCAUCAGUGUCGGGGGGAAGGUGCUGGUGGAGGUGCUGUUCAAGACCGAGGAAGGCUGGAAGUACUUCAAGAGGAUCCAGGACAGCGGCCGUCUGAGGCUGGGGCUGGAGGACGAACUGAGGAAAAUAAACUUCCCAGGGACCAAGCCCUUCCCAGGCUCCCCACAGGCUGCCUCUGCCUCCAAGUACAAGCGGUACCCGGGCAUCUCCAUACACUUUGAGCCACUUCAGCAUACAGCAGCUACAGCAGCCUCCCCCUUGCCCCAGCUGGCCCUGACCCCUCCCACCCCAGCGGUGGCCCCGGCCCAGCCAGCCUUCCCCGGCGUCCCAUUCUCCACCUACGGCAGCAUGCCAUCCCUACAGUACGGCAGUUCUCCUCCCCGGGCCAGCUCCCUUCCGCAGCCCUCCGUAGACAGCCGACGCUCAUCUGUGGACACCCUCCCCUUCACAAUUUCCUCCGCGAAGAGUUCUCCUCCCGAAGACUUGACCCAGCGAACGUCGCUGUCGUCCCACGACUCUCUGCGAUCAUCCAGCCUCUCUCCUUUCAUCACGGCCGGCUCUCCGCCUGGCUCUCUUCACUCCGGUGUUACCUCCGUUGCCUCCUCCAUCCAGAGGUCCACCCUCGGGUCCUCACCGACAAAGAGCUCCGAGUUCGGCUCUUCUCUUCACUCGACGUCCCCCUUCGUGGGGUCUCUCCCACACGGGAGCAGCCAGUUUGGUGGAACGGCCAGCUCGGGGCUGUUGUCCAUCAGCAGAUCGCCCCCCUCGGACCACGGAUCUCUGCCGUUCUCUGCUUCUCCACUCAUGGGCUCCUCCAGGAGAGCGUCUGUAGAAAGUUUGAGUCUGCUGCAGCAAUCAACAGGACUACCAAUGUCUUCAUUGCAGAGCACGCUGCACACCCUACCGUGGCAGAAGCCUGAAGAAGAGGUUGCAGGCUACAUCCUGAUCAGGGCCCUGGGGAGCGGCAGUUUCGGGGAGGUGUGGCUCGGCAGGAACAGGAAGGACUGGAAACAGUAUGCGAUGAAGCGUGUCUCGAUGCUGGAACGUUCUGAAGACGAGAGAGAAGCAGCCCUGCAGGAGUCUGAGGUGCUGCGAGACCUGAAACAUCCCAACCUGGUGGGGUACAAGGAAGCCUUCGAACAGUUUGGUUACCUGUACAUCGUGAUGAACUACUGUGACGGAGGUGACCUGUUCACCAGGCUGAAGGGGCAGAGCGGCCGGCCUCUGGAGGAACCUGUGCUGGUCGAGUGGUUUGUGCAGAUUGCCAUGGCGAUACAGUACCUUCACAACCACAACAUCAUCCACCGUAACCUGACCACCCGGAACAUCUUCCUGACCUUGAGGUACCGUCUGCUGAAGGUCGGAGACAUCGGGCUGCCCGCGGUGGUGGAUGGAACGCGCUCCAUGGCGGAGAAGCAGAAGGCCAAGGGCAUGGCCUGCUACAUGAGCCCCGAGUCACUCGCAGGGCGGCAACACACCAAGGAGGCUGAUGUGUGGGCUCUGGGCUGCUGCCUGUAUGAGAUGGCCUCCCUAAAGCACGCCUUCCCAUUCUACGACAGGGACAUCAACAACCUGGCCCUCAAAAUCGUCAAAGGAAAGAUGGGUCCACUAUACAACAGUUACAGCCGCGACCUUGUGGAUCUGACCAAGGACAUGCUGCAGAUAGAACCUGACCAGCGCCCGACGGUGCGGACCAUCCUCCGCACCAAGUUCAUCAAGAAACACGUGGCAAAGUUCCUGGAGGAAUCCAUCAGAGAGUAA
Branchiostoma belcheri (Belcher's lancelet) is the source of this 2013-nucleotide messenger RNA. Its product is annotated as serine/threonine-protein kinase 33-like. The transcript is spliced from 14 exons. The coding region runs from base 1 to 2013 and encodes 670 amino acids. Gene Ontology annotation, molecular function: protein kinase activity; ATP binding. The record is from RefSeq and is a predicted model, not a curated record. NCBI's taxonomy places the organism in Eukaryota, Metazoa, Chordata, Leptocardii, Amphioxiformes, Branchiostomatidae. Gene Ontology annotation, biological process: protein phosphorylation.